UUACCUCAGAUCCACUCUUCCUUAAAAGAAGCAAAACAUCUUUCAAAGGCAUCUUCUCUCUCCCAUGAACACUUAACCAUCACUUCAUCCCUGCAACACAUUCUUGCAGUCUCCAUUAAUGGCAGUGCUCAAACUCUCACCUUCUGAAACCCACAAGGUACAACCCACAAAGCGUAGAAGAAAACACCACCCACAAAACCCUAAACUCAAACAACAACACCACCACCCAUCCUCAUGGGACCAAAUCAAGAACCUUUUAAAGUGCAAGCAGAUGGAUGUUACUCAGGUUACCGGGUCGGGUCAAAAGACCCACCAAGACCCGGUCAGAAACCCUAAUGGGUAUUCAAAGUUGAGUUCUUGUAGCUCAAUAUGUAGUUUUAAGGAUGUUGCUAAUGGGAACACUAAGGUUGGUCAUAGGGCUGAUAACUCGCCGGAAAGUAGCACCGGCGGUCAAGAUUCCGGCUUACUUAGAAGGAAGAAACAGUUGAGUAAAUCAUCUUCUUCUUCUUCCGGUGGUACUAGAUCUUUGACCGGGUCGGCUAGAUCCAAUGGUCAUGGGGGUUACACGUCAGCUUCUAGAGGCAUGCAGUUGAGAAAGCUUUCUGGGUGUUAUGAAUGUCAUGCUAUUGUUGAUCCUGCAAGAAGUGCGACUCCAAGAAGUACAAUUUGUUUAUGUUCAGAAUGUGGAGAAGUGUUUCCUAAAGUGGAAAGCUUGGAACAUCAUCAAGCUGUUAAGCAUGCUGUGUCGGAGCUUGGACUAGAAGAUUCGGGUCGAAACAUAGUGGAAAUAAUAUUCAAAUCCAGCUGGCAAAACAAGGACCAUCCGAUCUUCACCAUCGAGCGGAUCCUAAAAAUCAACAACACUCGUCGUACCAUCCAACGUUUCGAAGAAUACCGAGACGCAGUCAAGACACGCGCCACCGCAACCGCCACCCGCUGCGCCGCCGACGGCAACGAGCUCCUCCGCUUCCACUGCACCACACUCGGCUGCCCUCUCGGCUCACACGGGUCAUCCAGCUUAUGCGCCUCCAUCCCCGGCUGCGGCGUUUGCACCGUCAUCCGCCAUGGUUUUCAAACGCCGAAAGCCGGUGACGGUGUCCGCAAAGGGGUGUGCACCACCGCGAGUAGUGGCAGGGCACAUGAUUCGCUGGCGCGUGGGGCGCGUGAACUUAGGGCCAUGCUGGUGUGUCGGGUAAUCGCCGGGAAAGUGAAGCGCGUGGAGGAUAACGCGCCGGUGGAUGAUGGUGGCGCGUAUGAUUCGAUAUCCGGGCAUCCCGGGUCAUACUCGAACAUUGAGGAGUUGUAUGUUUACAACCCGAGGGCCAUACUACCUUGUUUUGUUGUUAUUUAUAAGGCUAUGGAAAGCUGAUGUCACCUUUUUUAACGUUUGCGUUUGUUUUGUUUAUGGUAUUUGAGUUGAUGGAAAAAGGUAAGAAAAUGGUGACAUUUGUUUAAUCUCUUUGUUUGUAUAUAAAUUAGUGAGUUAAAUGUCAUUUUAGUCUAUGUGAUUUGGGUCAUUUUGUCAGUUUAUUUCAGAGGUUUCAUUUUUUGUCUGUGAGUUUAAAAAUGUUUCACCGUUGCCAUUUUAGUUAACUGGGUCAGCUUCAUCCAUUUUUAAUUAACGAGAAGGGCAAUUCAGACAUUUUAUAUGUAAUUCUAUUAACUAGAAAGGAAAUUCGGUCAUAUAAAAUGACCGAGUUGUCAUUCUCGUUAAUAGAAAUAAUGAAUGAAGUUGACCUACUGGACUAAAAUGGCUACGGUGAAACCUUUUUAUACCUACAUGCGAAAAAUGAAACUUUUGAACUAAACAUAUAAAAUGACUCAAACCACAUAACUAAAAUGAGAUUUAACUCUAAAUUUGUUGUACUUUCUUUAUAAUUUGUCGUGAAGUUUUUAGGGUUGUAA
Helianthus annuus (common sunflower) is the source of this 1905-nucleotide messenger RNA. RefSeq lists its product as uncharacterized. Lineage: Eukaryota; Viridiplantae; Streptophyta; Magnoliopsida; Asterales; Asteraceae. The record is from RefSeq and is a predicted model, not a curated record. The transcript is spliced from 3 exons. The coding region runs from base 119 to 1369 and encodes 416 amino acids.